UCAUUUUAUUCACACACAACCAACAACACACUCACUAAAAUCGUCAAACGUUAAAAUCAAAAAGAAAAUUAUGAUUAUUGUUUAUAUUAUUGCGAUAAAACGAUGUGCAAACACAAUUUUUUGAUCGACAUCAAAGACACGUUUAAGCAAUUUAUGCUUCUGUGCAUUUUACCAUUGUAGCCGUUUGUGUUUUUUUUUCUUUGCAUUUUUACCGUGGUGUAAGACAAUAUUGCCGAUUUAAUGCGAUAAAUUUUCAAGUGACCAAGUUAUAAAAGUGAAUGAAAUAUAUUUUUUGCAUUCAUGUUUUUUUAAGAAUCCAAAACGACACAAAUUUAAAACAAACACAAAAAAAAACGAAUUGUUCAAUUGAAAAUACGACGCGUAAAAAUACCGAAACGAAUUCAAUAUACAAAUUAAAUGAAUUAUUAUGACAAAAAAAAAUCAUACAUGUAGACAUAUACACAUUUAAAAAACUCAAAUGCCGAAUAAUUCGCGAUAUUUUUUCUCUCUCACUUUUGAAUUUGAAGUAAGCAAUGUUUACAAUCAACUUUAAUUGAAUCAGAUUAGAGUUUUGCGUUGUAUACAGCGAGUCACAGACUCACACAAAUAAAAACAUUCAUACGGAACGAUAGUGUGUGUAUGUUGUUCUAUAGUUUAAAAAAAUGGUUCUAUGGCAAACUUGCUUUUUGCAUCAGCAAUUCUGCAAGUUAAUAAAGAAUCAUUGAUAAAAGAGUUCAAUAAAUUUGGUGCAAAAAAGACAACAAAAAAUAACCGGUGAAAAAAGAAACGAACGUUGAUUUGUUUGGUUCGGUUAAAAUACGAGUAUUUGUGUGAGAUGUUGCAGUGUUAGUUUGGCGUUGAAACAUAGAACAGACGAGAUCUUUUUUGAAUCAACAAUAACACGGUGGAAACAGCUUGCAGUCAUCAUCAGUGGCAAUUUCGCAUCACAUAUACUAUCACAUAAUGUUAAAAACAAUUGGCGAUAUCGAUCGAAUAUGAAAUAAAUAACAAAAAGGUUAAAUAACCUUUGAUUUAGUCGGUUGACUUCGUUUGAACCAUUGGUGAUAGUGUGAAAGGUAAAUAAAAGACGAUGGAACUGUUAAACAUUCAAAAGCAAUGCGCGCACACACAAUGAAGCAUUGAGAUACAUCGAUUCGAAAAAUUGUAUCCUGAUUACAACGUAGAAAAAAAACGGGGAGGAACAUUUGUGACGAACAACGGCAAUGAUAUAGAAAAGUUGAGGAAAAGUAGACAUUGUCUCACGCGCAAAUAUGCCAAAAUCAAUAACAUAGAUACAAAAUAGCAUCCAUAUAAUAAAAACAACAACAAUAACACAAUAAAGUCGCUUGAUUGGACCACGGACAAAACAUAUACGCGACGCGCACUCAUUCAAUUUGAGAUUUGGUUUGGGUGCAUCGAUUUUCUAUUAUUAGUUCAUUCUCUGUUCAUCUUGUCGGUAUGUGUGUUCAUCGGUUUUGAUUCGCUUCAAUGGCCAAACAUUAAGCUGAAAACAUCAACCAGCGGACGAACAUAAUUGAAAACAAGGAUAAAACGAAAGCGUGUUGUAUGUUUAUUGUGUAAAUAAAAUGGAAAAUUGAACAAUUAUACGGUGUUACAUUUUUGCCCAAGUCACAUACAUACACAUUUAUUAAAAGCGUUAUUGGUGUUGCAAAUGGAAACCAAGUAGCAAUUGCAUCAGCGAACCAAACUAACAACAAUAAAAAAAGGAAGAAAUGUUGUUAUAAUAUAGAUCGAUAAAUAAAUAUAGAGAGAGAGAGAGAGAAACGCACACCCAAGAAUUUAGUUCAACGAUUAAAUUUAACCAAAAAAGGAGAGAACUAUGCAAGAGAGAAAGAGUAUAGAAAAGUAAAUACGUAAGCGCAUAAAUUCAAUAGAGUUACUGCAUGUCCAAAUAAAUUGCAAACGAAUAACGCAAAAACUAGGAGAAGAAGAAGCAAAAGCAGGGAAAAAAAUCCAGAAUAUCGACUGCAUGUGUGUGAAUUUAUAUUAGGAAUAAGAAUCUUAAAGGAAAAUUGAGAAAGGAUAGCAAAAACAGAAGAAAAAAAAUCAACCCAUUACGUUAGAAAGAAAAAGAAAACGUUACACCUCACUCACAUACACAUAAAUACAUACUUCACACACGACGGAAAAUAUAGUUGAAAGAGAAAUUAAUGUGCUCUCCCCGACAAAUAUAUUAAUGUGUUACACGUGAAUGUGUUUUGUUGUUUCAUUUUUUUUUUACAUACAACACAGAGUAAACAAAAAAUAAAAAAAUAAAAGAAAAAAUAUAUAUUAUAUAUCUAUAUAGAAAAUUGGUUUAUAUUUAGUGAAAAUUGUGAAGCGAAAAGAAUAACGCAAAAUGUGUUUAUUAUAUUAAUCAUUCGAGAUAUAUUUUAGCGAAAAAUAAGUGUAUGUGUUUUACUGUUUAGUAUAAUAAAUGGCCAAAGUAGCAAAAUUCAUGUAGAAACGAGUAACAAAUAUUAAGCACUAACGAAGAAGAAGAAAUCAAAAUCAUUUUUCGCUUGAAAAAGUCUGUGCAACCAAAAACAAACAAAAAAAACCAAGUCAAACAAAAUACAGAAUAUUAAAACGGUGAAACGAGACGAAAUCAAGGAAUUCGAGAGAUCAGCGAAAAUAAUAAAUAAAACGAGUCCAAAAUCCAUCGACAAGAGCAUAAUACCAUUUCAAUAGAAUUAUCCAACCCAAGACGUUUCUAAGGCUUACAAUCUGAAUAUAUAUAUAUAGCAGAAGCAGCAAGAACGCCAACUCAAAGCACAUUGAGCAAUAAAAACCAAAAUAAAUAGGAGCAGACAGGGAACAAGCAAAGCGAAGAAAAUCUAAAGAAAAAACAAUAGCGCCGUACGCGAAAAAGAAGAAUCACUGAUUUGAAGGGGCAAAACAAAAUAUAUAAGUGCUUCAACCAGAGCAAAAAAACAACACAUACACCAACACCAACACACGUAGCGACGAAAACGAAACAGAAACAUAAUAAUGGCGUUGCAACAUGUUUUCGGUGCAAUAAUAGCUUUUACUUGUGUCGCAUGUUACUACAACAGUACCCAGUGUGACUUUGUGUUCGACGACAUAAGUGCUAUUAAAGAAAAUCGUGAUUUACGACCUCAUACGCCAUGGCGAAAUCUAUUUUUCAACGAUUUUUGGGGCACACCAAUGCAAAAGGAACAAAGCCAUAAAUCAUAUCGACCGUUGUGUGUGCUCACGUUUCGUUGGAAUUACUUAAUUCAUGGGCUCGAACCAUACGGUUAUCAUUUAGUUAACAUAUUACUGCAUCUAGUUGUAUCGUUGUUAUAUUUCAGAAUGUGUACUAUAUUUUUCAGUGACGUAACUAGCUUUGUAGCUGCCCUAUUGUUUGCUGUACAUCCGAUACACAUAGAAGCGGUAACAGGUGUUGUUGGCCGAGCUGAAACAUUGUCGUCCGUAUUUUUUCUACUUGCGUUUAUAUUUUACGUAAAAUCAACACUAGAGAAAAAGAGCAAGCUAACCGGAUGGAAAUAUUUGGCAAUUUCAAUGAUUUCGGUAGCAACGGCAAUGCUGUGCAAAGAACAGGGGAUUACAGUCACGGCUAUUUGUGCUGUUUAUGAAAUAUUUGUUAUACAAAAGAUCUCAAUUCGAAAUAUUGUGCAUUGUCUGCGUUGCAUUGUGAGUGGAAAAAGUUUUAUAUUGCCAUCUGGUACUUGGACAUCGGAUACGAAGAAGCGCUUAUGCAUUCUAUUCCUAACGACGAUGGGACUGUUAUUUGCACGUUUUAAAGUAAUGGGUUCACAGCUACCAGUCUUCACAAGAUUUGAUAAUCCAGCAUCAGUGGCACCUAGUCCAACGCGUCAAUUAACCUACAAUUAUUUAACAUCGGUGAAUUUCUGGCUGCUGUUGUUCCCAUGCGAUUUAUGCUGUGAUUGGACAAUGGGAACAGUGCCUUUGGUUGAAACAUUUUUCGAUACACGCAAUUUGACCACACUUGCAACAUACACAUUGCUAAUCGCUUUACUAUGGGUUGCAUUUACCACAGAUAAUCAACAGAGAUCGGCAGCUAUUUUCAUGGGUACAGCAUUUAUGGUGAUACCAUUCAUACCAGCAUCGAAUUUAUUUUUUCCCGUUGGUUUUGUGAUUGCCGAACGUGUGCUGUAUAUGCCAUCGAUGGGUUUUUGCAUCCUGAUCGCGUACGGUUUUCAUGUGCUACAUGAACAACAUCAUCAAAAUCGAAAGUUGAUCUGGUUAUUUAUGUGCAUCUUGAUUGGAUCGCAUGCCAUUAAAACAUAUCAUCGUAAUUGGGAUUGGAAGACUGAGUAUACGAUAUUUAUGUCUGGUUUGCGUGUCAAUCAACGCAAUGCAAAAUUAUUUAAUAAUGUUGGUCAUGCGCUCGAAGGUGAUGGCAACUAUGCCGAUGCGUUAAAAUAUUUUUUGGCCGCUGUACAAGUGCAACCGGAUGAUGUUGGUGCGCAUAUUAAUGUUGGCCGCACCUUUAAUCAUUUAAAACAAUUUCAACAAGCUGAAGAGGCAUUUUUACGUGCCAAAUCAUUGCUACCGAAAGCAAAACCAGGCGAAACGUAUCAAGCACGCAUCGCACCAAAUCAUUUACACGUGUUUUUGAAUCUUGCCAAUUUAAUAUCGAAAAAUCAUACACGACUCGAAGAAGCUGAUUUAUUAUAUCGACAAGCGAUUAGCAUGCGAUCGGAUUACACACAAGCGUACAUAAAUCGCGGCGAUAUUCUGAUCAAAUUGAAUCGAACCAAAGACGCACAAGAAGUGUACGAACGAGCGCUACUAUAUGAUAGCACUAAUCCGGAUAUUUAUUAUAAUCUGGGCGUUGUUUUACUGGAACAAGGGAAAGCCUCACAAGCACUUGCCUAUUUGGAUAAAGCAUUAGAAAUCGACCCAGAACAUGGUCAAGCACUACUCAACUCAGCAAUUUUACUACAAGAAUUUGGCCGACCUGAACUUCGCUCGAUUGCACGAGAACGUUUACUGAAACUACUUGUAAUGGAUGACAAAAACGAGCGUGUACAUUUUAAUAUGGGUAUGCUGGCAAUGGAUGAUAAAAACAUUGAAGAAGCAGAGAAUUGGUUCCGGCGUGCUGUUCAUUUGAAACACGAUUUCCGGAGCGCGCUAUUCAAUUUGGCCUUGCUUUUGGCCGACGAUCAACGACCACUCGAAGCCGCCUCAUUUCUCAACCAACUCGUCAAAUACCAUCCGGAUCACACAAAAGGCUUAAUUCUGCUGGGGGACAUCUAUAUAAACCAUGUCAAAGACUUGGACGCCGCCGAAAAUUGUUAUAAACGCAUUUUACAAAUCGAUCCGUUAAACAUUCAAGGAUUGCAUAAUUUAUGUGUCGUUUAUGUGGAACGUGGAAAAUUAACGCAGGCACUUGAUUGUCUACAGCACGCCCAUAAAUUGGCACCACAAGAGGAUUACAUAUUGAAACAUUUGAAAAUCGUUCAACAACGUUUGGCUAAUUUAAAACAGGCACCGGGAUUGCAUCAUCAAAAGACGAUUGCCUUUGCAAAAUACGAUCCAAAGGAUUUUGGUGGUGUGGCUACUGAUAACGGUUUUAUGGGCGGUAAUAGUGGUAGUACAGGUGAUGGUGUGGGUAAUCAACACGAUGCAAUCAUGAUGCCAACAAAAAGUUCCGAGACGACGACAACGACAACAGCAACAACAUCCAGUGGUAGUAACAGUAAUGGAAACAGUGACACAGAAGCAUUGAAGCAACGACAAAUACAAAAACCAAUACAAAAUUCUGAUACGAAUGCACCUAGUGGAACGCAUGGAAAAGUUUCGGCAACAUCGAGUCGAACGCGAAUCUCUAGCGAAAAUCAAAAAUUGCCUGAUGACAGUACAACAAUUUCAUUGGAUGCAAAACAUCUUAUAAAUAAAAACGACCAGAAAAUUAAUAAAAAUCAACGAUAUCGAAAACAAUUCGUUCCAGAUAAUUCACUACCCAUGUUUGUUCACGAUAUGGAUGAUCCAUCAUCAGGUACGUCAUAGUAUCAAAAAUUGUUUUUAUUGAAAUUGAACAUGAAAUGAACGACCGAUAAAAAAAACAAACAAACAAACAAAAUGUAUACAUAAACAAUGUGCACGUGAACACUGAACGCAAACCGAUGUAACCAUAGAAGGGGAUGUAGAGUGUCAGCGAAAAAUACUCAUUUUAAUGAGGAAAAUUGGUGAAAAUCAGUGGAGAAUACUUUUAUUAAAUAUGAAACAAGAGAACGAGAGAUAUAUUGAGCAUUGUAGCAGAGCAAAAAAGAGGGAAAAGGUGAUAUGUUUGUACAUGUAUUGUUGUAUAUGUUAUAUGUUUGUAUACGCAGCUAAUUAAAACACAUAGAUGCUCUCUAUGUGUGUGUGAAUCUGAUUCUAGAGCGUCAAAUGAAAAAUCAUUCAUUAAACUAGUAAAUUAAAUUGGAUGCUGAAAAUGCCAACCAUUCGUGCGAAAAUGGCAAAUAAAAAAAAUAAAAAAAAUCAUUAUUUAUAUAUGACAGAUAGACAAAAUUAAUCGAUAUUUCUUUUUUUACAUCAAACCGUUUGUUUCUUAACAUUUCAAAAUCUCGAAAGUUUUAUUUGUUAUAAACUAACGGUUAGAAAAAAAAACAAACGGGGUUGACAUUAAAUUUAUUUUUAGUGAAACAAACAACAGAAACUCUUAAACAAAACUGUUUCUAUAAAUGAAAGAGGGAAAUCGUUACAAACACAUACAUACACUCAUAAACAAAAUCGAAUGUUAUUUCAGUUUAUUUUGUAUAUUUUGUACGAAAUCUAAAUUUAGUUUAACCAAUAAUAAUGAAAAGUGAGGUAGCUGGAGAGUUGGUAUGUACGUUCAAUAAAUGACCAUAUACACAAAAUAUGUGGAUGUCGCGAGCGCAAUCACUGUAAGCCAAAGAGUGUGAGAGCGUGUAUUUUGUGAAAUGGCACACAAAAUAUUUUUUGUUUGUUUGAAAUGAUACAGACAAAACCACUCUGCACAGUCACGUACACACAUAGGCAUACCCACACAUCGACUCAUGUGGGAUUACAAAAAAAAUGUACGGUACCAAAACUGAGAAAACAUUUAUCAAUUAAAAUGCACUGAAUACAAGCAUUGAGCUUAACUAUUCGAAACCCAACGGCUCACCAGCCUAUGGAAACGCGUUUUUAUGCUAGAUGCAAAGCUAGACGAAUCUCGCUGACACACCUACCGCCAUCUCCAACCCCCCAAAAAAACCAACUAAUAAACAGAGAAAAAAAAAGAAAAAAAUAUUUUUAUAAAUUAUGUGAAUAAAAAAAAACCAAAUAAACAAAAAUCAGACUGGAGUGAGUCGUAGAUGUGGUUAUGUAUGCAUUUAUUGUCAAUGCUUGUGUAACAGUUGCGCACGAGAGAAAAUAAACAAGCAGACAAACAACCCAACACUUACUGAAAUGCAUAUGACACGAUAGUUUACAGCGAUAAGCUCUAAUAAUAAGCACACACACAUACAAAAUAUUUUUAUUUGUCUAUAAAUAUUGAAUACGAACGUUUUUAUUAUCAUUUUAUAUCUGCAUACUAUGCCCUCCCCCCCAACCUCCAAAUUCAUAUUCGUUUACAAUUUGUGUCUCUGUCAUUUUUACUGUUUAAUUUUGUAAAUGUGAACUCCCUUUGUAAUGUGUUGUCUGGCUUUUUUGGCAUACGAAAAGAAAAUCGUAAAAAAAAUCUUAGAUAAAAGUUUAUUAAAUACAAAAACAAACCCACUUAACAACAAGACACACACAUUCAUUGAAGAAAUAUAUAUAUAUAUCAAAUAUAAAUGUUUGAAGCGUUUAUUUUAAGACGGUGUGUGUGACACCGCUGAAAAGUCGUUGAAAUGCUUCGCAAUAAAAAAAAAUGAUAUGUCUACACGUACAUUAAUUAUUAAUUUGUAAUAAAUGAAAUUGUGAGAAUUAUGAGAGAAUGAAAGUAAUUGCACUAAAUCUUAUUUUCAAGAGGAUGUCAAAAACGAAAAUGGAUUAAACACAAAAAAAGUAUGCAUAUAUUUAACAGGAAAUAUGAUUAUAUAUUACUACGAUAAUAAUAACAAUUAUUAUUAUAUGUCUUAAUGUAAUUGUAAUGUGAUGAAAGCUUUAAAAGACUGUUUUCUGUAAUUAAAUUAAACAACAACAAAAUAUGAAGAGAAAUUUAAAGAAAAUAAAAACAAAAACAAAAAUUAAUCGAAUUCGAGUGAAAAUGACCCCCCAAAAUACAAAUAUGAUGGUGUUUAAGUUAGGAGCGAGACACACUAAAAAAGAAAAUACAAAUGUAUGGAUAAGAAAAAAUCCACAAAUAGACACAGGAACUGGAACACACACAACAACAACAACUAUAAUGAUAUGAUAAGUUCAAGAAAAAAAGAAACGAAUUAUAUGGAUCGGAUCAAUAGCCGAAUCCGAUCAAAUUCAAAUCCGAUGUCAUGAAAAAACCAACAAUUCUCGAAAAAUAAAAUGUAAAAUAAAAUGCCCGAAUACCAGAUA
Messenger RNA from Contarinia nasturtii (swede midge), 8472 nucleotides. RefSeq names its product protein O-mannosyl-transferase Tmtc3 (gene Tmtc3). The transcript is spliced from 12 exons. The coding region runs from base 2992 to 6000 and encodes 1002 amino acids. The record is from RefSeq and is a predicted model, not a curated record. Lineage: Eukaryota; Metazoa; Arthropoda; Insecta; Diptera; Cecidomyiidae. Gene Ontology annotation, molecular function: protein binding; mannosyltransferase activity. Gene Ontology annotation, cellular component: endoplasmic reticulum. Gene Ontology annotation, biological process: protein O-linked glycosylation via mannose.